Messenger RNA from Polychytrium aggregatum, 1762 nucleotides. RefSeq lists its product as uncharacterized. The transcript is spliced from 2 exons. NCBI's taxonomy places the organism in Eukaryota, Fungi, Chytridiomycota, Chytridiomycetes, Polychytriales. Gene Ontology annotation, molecular function: RNA binding. Bases 164 to 1597 code for a protein of 477 amino acids. The record is from RefSeq and is a predicted model, not a curated record.
CUGUCCUAUUACUUGCCCCUUCUCCAAUCGCCUCUCCCAUGUCGGCACGCGCCACCAUCACCACUGCUCUGCCUCGCCAGACUGCUUUGUGCGCUUCGAGUCUCCCGAAGGCGCCGCCAGCGCCCUCUCGAGACCCUACCCCAACGGCAUCGUCAACUUUGACAUGGCCAAGCAGAACUACGAAGUGCCCUAUCCACAGCCCGACGACGAUCCCAUCACCUGCUGCACCCUGCACAUUACCCAUCUGCCGACCAACUACUCCAAAGAGGAGAUGACCAAGAUCUUUAAGGUGUUCAGCGGAUUCCUCAGCGUCCACUUUUAUGGCAAGUACGGCUACGCCUACUUUGACGAAGACAGCAACGCUGCCGCCGCGCGCAACAUCCUGCGUGCCCAGACCAACCUUGUCGUGAGCUUCGCCAAGAAUGCCGUCAAGCCCGCCGUCGACGCCGCAGACCACUCGGACGACCUUCUCGCCAAAACAGCCGUCUCUACCAUCGCACCCUUCUCUGUCGCUCCUCCCUCUGUCACUAACCACCAAGCCCCCAUCCAGUCCUACCAGCAGUCGUUCUUGUCGGCGCCUUUCCAGCGUAGCGUGCACCUGGGCCAUCAUCGCCGCGCCUCAGCCGCCGAUGUCGAGCACCAGUCGUUCAUGAACCCGCCUUUCCGAAAGGAGUCGCCUCUGCCCAGUGGCGAGCCUCAGAAGGUCAUGCAGCGAUGGGGCCACCAGCGCAAGGUGUCCUCGAUCGAGCUUGGCCAGCACAACAACCCGCCUGUGCCCACCAUGCCCUGGGGCCGAUCUGCCUCGUACAUGAACUCCCGCCUCAGCAACGAGGACCGGCUCUGGCAGCCCAUGUCUUCGGCGGCGCACCCGAGCGUCGCCUUUGAUCCGGACGAAGGCGCCGAUAUUCUGCAGGAGGUCUCCAAGGUGCACGACCGCCGCAACAACAGCAUGAUGGACCCCCUCCUGGGCGGCCGCAUCCCCGCUCCCGCUGCGGCCAACCGAUAUCCCUAUGUCGACGGCGACGUGUCCUCGCUCGUCGAUAGCCUCUCCCCCCUGACGCUUUCUGAGUCCAACACCCCGCGAACCUCGCCUCACCUGCGCCACAUGCAGCAGCCGCAGCCCUCCCAGCGGCCCUUUGCCGUGCCCGGCCCCAUCGUCUCUCUGUCGCCUCCCCACUCUGACUCUCGAUCUGCGCUCUCGUGGACUGCCUCGUCGAGCGGUCUGCAGGCUCCCGAGCCGCUGCCCCGCGAGCUCGCCUUUCAGCAGGAGCUCUCGCGCGUCUUCCAGGCGAACCAGUCGUCCAUGUUCAGCCACGACAUUGGCUUUGCUCCUGAUGCUCCGAUCAUCAUGGGCGCUGCCGCCGUCAGCGGAUCUCCCGGAUACUCGAGCCGACCGUCCAACCCGGCCUCGAUGGGCCUCGGCGGCCUGACCUUCCGCCCAGACGACUUCGACUAUGUGCCGCCGGUCAACCAGGACCCGAUCAUCUCGAGCGGACCCAAGUGGUCCUUUGACCUGCCCCGAGAUCACAUCCCCGCCACCAGCUCGGACUGGACGCCGCUGAGCUCCCGUGCCCAGCUGGACUUUGGUCUGAAUUGAACCCAGCCAACCGAAUGGCGUUGACUGAAUCCGGCGGCUGGCUCGGGCGAUGCAACCGGCUGCCAGAGUGGUCUGGGACUCGCCUCCCCCUCCCUCUCUUGCUCCUCCAUCUUGUGCUCAGUGUGUGUGCGCGAAUCUUGCGCCUUUCGCCUAUUUAAUCAUUAU